CGUUUCCAUAAAGCAACUUUGUACAGUCAGACUGAGCCGCAAACCAAAUCCAGCGGGAAGGGCUGAGCUCCUCACCUUCGGGAUGCUUUACUGGGAGUUUUACUUCAUAUCUGGAUAUCGUUUGUUGGAGUAUAAAAACAGACUUUUGAAAUAAGAGCUUAUUGGGAAACUUUGGCGGCUCUCUAGCUAAUAAGAAUAGCUAGUUUAAAACGUCCCGAAGAUUAGCCAACUAAGCUAACGACCGUAUUCAAUGAGGGGAGUUUGUCAUUUUGCUGGGUUGUUUGAACCCACUCUGCAGUUGCCUCUUUGACAAUGGUUCAGGUCUUUAGAUGCAGCUCGCGUGGGUUAAGAUUUUUAUUUGGCUUUUAGAAGCGGCUGUAAAGUGCAGGAUGGAGAACCUUAAGCAGAAUUUGCAAAGGGGGGGUUGAUGUCGUUGCUGUUACAAGUUUAAGGCUACCACCGUUUUGCUUUAUCUGUUCAUUGACUAAAUAAUUACUAUGACGAUGUCAGAAAAUUCCCCAAAAGAGGUGUCUUAAGCUGUGGUCACUUAUUUAAUUUGUAAAUAAUGUCUGACUUGGAAAGUUCUCGUUCCUAUUUAGGUUUGGAGGACCCACAGUGGCUAUGCAUGGUCACGCUGUUUAUUGCAUCUGUGGUUACUCUGAUAGUGUAUUUCGCACAGUACUUGCAACACUGGAUUGUAGGGAAUCAACAGAAAGCAGCGAAGGACAAUGCGGCGGAGGAGGAAGCGGCCGCCUUUCUUGGAUGGGCGCUGUCACAGAAAAGCUGGAAAAGUCAGUGGAGGGGAGCUUGGUGCAGAGCUUUGAAUGACGAGUCAAAGAAGCGUGGGGAUGCUGUUCUGUUAACGUUUGAAGAGGAUGGUCUUGAGGCAUCAGAGCUGAUGGUCAGCAAAGUGUCCAGCUUUAAGAAGUCUGCCAUGAACAAGGCCGCUUGCUGCAGUGUGGUUGGGGAGAAGCUGCAGUUUUCUCUCAGCGCAGCAUCGACAGCCACAGCAGAUCCUUGUAAAUACACAGCUUGUAUAGCCCCACUAGAGCUGCAGCUUCAUCUACAUCUGCAAGAAGCUGAAAAUGAAAUUGAGGUGAGCUGGGGCGUUUCUCAUCUGGACACAGAGGACCUCCAGGUGACACCCACUUUCGUUCAGGACAUCACCACCUCUUGCAGUCCAGCAGCCAUUAAGGAACAGUUGAGACAGCUGCUAUGUGCGACUCAUCCCUUCAUGCUGCUGAGCUCCAGGCCUGCUCAGGCCUCAGAGGUCAAGGAAACCCACAACAAAGUGCUGUCACCACCAAAGCCUCCUCGUGCCCACGACUGGAAGCUGCUUGUUAAAAACAUCCGGGUCACCCUCAGUCAGGAGGAGGAUGCUGCAGGCAGCAUGAAUCCUCUGUGUGUGCUGCAGUUAGAUGACCCUCCACAGAGGUUUAACACUUCCGUUGUGAAGAACACAACCACUCCUGGCUGGGACCAGCCCUUUAUUUUCGAGUUGAAUGGACGAUCAAAAGAGCUCUUAGUUCAGUUGAUGAACGAUGGACAACCUCAAGAGAAUUCCUUACUAGGUCAGGUGUCUGUACCUUUCGAUCUUGUAAAGAAACAGCCCAAAGGACAGCAAACAUAUGCACUCAUGACCAAAGACACGGUGACUGGAUCACUUACUACGGACUUUACAUACCUGGAGCCCAGUGAGGUGCGGUCCUGGCACCCUCCCACUCCAGCAUGCAAUAAGAGGAUAGAGAUGGACCGUACAGUCAUGCCCUGUGGCACCGUGGUCACCACCAUCACUGCAGUGAAGAGCAAACCAGGGCGACCUCCUCCACUAAACACAGAUCCUGCCCAAAAGCCAGUGGUCAGCAAGCCCAAGCUCGGUGAGCGUCGAGUUUCAGAACAGGCGUCCAUGUUGGGAGGCACCGUGAGCAAAGCCCUGUCCUCCUCCGACACCGAGCUGCUGAUGCUCAACGGAACGGAUCCGGUGGCUGAAGCAGCGAUCAGACAGCUCCACCAGUCGGCCAAGCAGAAGCUCAAGUCCCCAGUGAAGAAGAGCACCAUCAUCAUCUCCGGCAUCGCCAAAACGCCCAUGUCUCAGGAUGAUGAGCUGGCUCUGAUGGCAGGCUACGCUGCAGCAAUGGACGCCUCGAUGUCAGAGAGCAGCUCUACUCAGGAUGUGACCACGGCGAUCGCAUCAGGGACCAGCAGUCUUCCAGAGGUGUCCGCGCCCCAGGAAGGCCCCGCUGGAGAAGGCCGGCCUCCGGAGGACUGGGAGAGCCAAACCGGGGAGGAACUAGACCACACUUCGCUUUCCAUGUGUGUAUCUGAGGCUAGCUGCAAGAAAAGCAGAGGCACCUUUCUUCAGAAGAGUGCCAAGCUCUUCUUCCGGCGGCGUCACCAGCGCAAAGACCCGGGGAUGAGCCAGUCACACAAUGACCUGGUUUACCUGGAGUCUCCGGCCGCGGUGGAGCGGGCCAGCCGAACCGCCACAAUUAGCCGCAUGCUUAGCCGCAAGAAUAAGAAUAAAGGCAAAGCUAAUGGCUCUACCUCCACGGGGGAGCCACAUGUGUGACCCCCUCGACUCCCCCCCUACACACAGCCCUUCACUUUCAGUCCCUCCCUUAACUACCAUCAUCACCUCAGAAGUUGCACUGGCAAACAUCCUGGCUACCCUGCCCCCCCUGUUCAUGCUCAACCUGCAUACUGGAGCUCCUGCACUGUGAAUGUGAAGGCUGUGCAGAUGGGAAAAGCCUUCUCUCAUUGCCGUGUCCUUUUCGAAGCGCUUCAUAUAUGAAGCUGCCAUUCUACCAAAGCAAGUGUGUGCAUCCGUGAAUGAAGGUAUCCUGUCCUUUAGGAGGAUAUCAUUUUGCAUGUUUCCUUUAUUUGAUUUUAUGCAACAUUUUGGCAUCUUAAGUGCUUUUAUGACCUUGUUACUGGCAGAAGGGACUAAUGUGGGUUAUCUUCCCUUACCUCACUGACGCUGAGGGCGAACAGACAACUUCCUGCUGCACACCGUAAGUCCCCUACGGUGCCCCAGCAGGAUCACAGACGAAGAACAGAGUGGUGUUUGUAUGAUUUGCACAACUUGAGUAUCUUUUUAUUUAACGUGCAAUGACGGGAGCUGCUCGUUAGACUUUUUCUUUCUUUUGUUGUUCACGUUGAAAUGUUCAUAAAGGGAGAUAAUCUUUUCACUGGACAACCGGCUCAAGUGGGACAGUAAUAUGACUACUCUGACACUAAUUUUGUUAAAUAAUUUGACAAACAAACUUUAAAUUUAUUCAUGUAUUUGUGUAUUCAGUCCAGACCUCUUCACUUUUUAUUAUUUUAUGCUGCAGCCUUUAAUCCUUAUCAGUAAACACUCAAAAGUCCAUAAUAAACGACGACAAAAAGAACUAAAAAAUGAUUUAGAAAUCUACUUAAAAGGAAGUUUUUUCUUGAUCAAAGUGGGUAUCAGUGAAGAAUAAAACAGAGCUGCAGCGUAACUAAAGGGGAUCUGAAUACUUUCUGAAAGCACUGCAUUAAACUUGUAAAAUGCAACUGUAUGAAAGGAUGGCAAAAUAAGUUGGUUCAAGCUAGUUGCUGGCAUGUUCUGAGCUUAUGCACCACUAGUCAUUAAGAAAGUUAACUUUCUAAUGAAGGAGCCGGGCGCUUUGAACGUUCUCCAGGGCUUUUUAAGCGAAACAGGACUUUCUCUGUUGUCUUCCUGCGCACUGCUGCUGUUAGCAGGGUUGUUAAUGUGUCGAAAGGGAACUGAAUGAACAUUUAUACAGAGACUCGUGCUACACAUACUUGCUAUACUUGUCAUAUACAUGAAACUAGUUCUGCCCACGUUUCAGUGCUUCAUUACAUCUGAAUGGAAGGAACUCUGCUCUCUUCUAAUGUUUUGUUAGUUUCAAAACAUGUAGCUUGAACACAAGAACAAAAGACAGUGUGUGCACCUUUUUGGAGCAACCAAAUAGUGUGGCUGCUUAUUUUUAUCCAGCUAAUGAUUGUAAUUGUUUUCCUUUGUUGAGCAGCUUGUUUCUGUACAUCUUUUAACUACUGUUAAUUAAGUUAUUCUGCUCAGAGAACCGCUGCAGCACCGGGACAGAACUGACACAUCGCCUUACAGUUUCCCUGACACUGAUGUAGCUGUCGCUCUAAACUUGGUCCGAGGUUGCAUUAUUCAACAUACCGGCCUGAAGAUCUGAGAGACACGAAUACUGUCACCUGUAACAUUACCAGUGUCUAUGUUUAAGAAGCCUAUGCACAUAUCUGUUUGCGGCUUGUUUACGUUAUUAGACUUCAUGAUAGUUAAAAACACUCAUUCAGAAAAAGGGCAGGUGUCUUUGUCUCUCGGUACAUGGCAACGUUGCGACUCAUCUCCCAUCGCUGCUUGCAGUCUGUUUUUAAAGAAAACCAGAACAAGACUGAAGACGUUUCAGACAGAAACAUCUUCAAACUGAGGAAAGGAAAAUGGGUUUUAAUCGGCUUCAGAGCCGUGUCACGUCACAGCCUGCAAACGUCCGCUGCUGUGUGCAUUCAGUAAGCAUUAGAGCCAUAUGUGAUUAAUAAACCGCUUCAUUCUUUUAUUUUAUUUUUUCUUUUUAUGCCAUCUGCUCAGUGCACAGAAACUGGCUGACCGAAGUGCUGCUGCUGAAUGUCAGUCAUUUUCCUGCAGGGACUGUAACUAAACUACAAAUGGAGUUGUUUCAUUUUUAGGAAUAAAGAUUGAGUGAAUAACGGAUUGUGUUGACACUACUUUGAUUGUUCUGAACAUGGCUCACAUUACUUGUUGGUGCUGUUUUAUUGGUGUUUUUGUUUGUGAAAACUAGUGACGCCGGCUUAGAAUGAAUUCUGCUUUUAUUUUUUUCUAGUUCAUGCCACUGUGGUUUUAGGCUAGUACGUGUACAAUAUAUCAGCUUUCAAGUCAUAAUGCAUUGUUGAGUGGGGGGUUUGAAAAAAUAAAUGAAUGUAAUAACCAUGUACCAUGGGGUCAGGCAUGUUCUUACAUUGCCUUGAAUGAAAAGAAAUAAGAAUAGUUUUCUUUUUUUAUGUUUUAAACAAGUAUUUUCAGAUGGAAAAGUGGAACUUUGUUCAGUGUCCAGAAAAAAUGUUUUCUGUGACUUGAUUGCAAAAGAAGAAACAUUUUGUAAAGUUUUUUUCCAGAUUGUGUAA
This is a messenger RNA of Melanotaenia boesemani (Boeseman's rainbowfish), 5154 nucleotides long. RefSeq names its product C2 domain-containing protein 2. The transcript is spliced from 13 exons. The record is from RefSeq and is a predicted model, not a curated record. The coding region runs from base 566 to 2569 and encodes 667 amino acids. Lineage: Eukaryota; Metazoa; Chordata; Actinopteri; Atheriniformes; Melanotaeniidae.